This is a messenger RNA of Rhodamnia argentea, 873 nucleotides long. Its product is annotated as nifU-like protein 1, chloroplastic. Gene Ontology annotation, molecular function: iron-sulfur cluster binding; iron ion binding. The record is from RefSeq and is a predicted model, not a curated record. The transcript is spliced from 4 exons. NCBI's taxonomy places the organism in Eukaryota, Viridiplantae, Streptophyta, Magnoliopsida, Myrtales, Myrtaceae. Gene Ontology annotation, cellular component: mitochondrion. Gene Ontology annotation, biological process: iron-sulfur cluster assembly. The coding region runs from base 85 to 789 and encodes 234 amino acids.
ACAUCUCCUGCGAUACGUCCCAGUUCAGUUCGUCUCUACCAACUCUACCAAUUCCAAGCUCCCACCUUCGUCCAGCGCCAAGAAAUGUUGUCCCUGGCGAGCGUUAAAUUCCUCCAAAUCCCAUCUCCCCGUCCGUCGAUUCCGUCGAGAUCCCACAACCCCGCACCGCAUCUUCAGUUCCCUCCUCGACCCGGACUCUUAUCUCGCAACCAAUCGCCAUUGAAGACGCCCUUGAGAGCUUCGAGCUCGAGCGCACCAGCUGGGUCCUCCUCUUCUUCUUCUUCUGCUUCUCCUCCUCCUCCUCCUCCUCCUCCUCCGGGACUCUACUCUGCCCAGAAGUUCGAGCUCACGGCCGGGAACGUCGACUUGGUCCUCGAGGACGUCAGGCCUUACUUGAUUGCCGAUGGUGGGAACGUCGACGUUGUCUCCGUUGAAGAUGGCGUCGUUUCUCUCAGGCUCCAAGGGGCAUGUGAGAGCUGUCCCAGUUCAACCACCACGAUGCAGAUGGGAAUUGAAAGGGUACUUAAGGAAAAAUUCGGUGACGCAGUCAGAGAGAUCUGUCAGGUAUAUGAUGAUGAAGUGAGGGAGACUACUGCUGAGGCAGUGAAUCGCCAUCUGGACAUAUUGAGACCAGCUAUUGCAAAUUAUGGCGGAAGCGUCGAGGUGUUGUCUGUUGAGGCCGGAGGCUGCCUUGUAAAGUACAUGGGACCUGAGUCCAUUGGGUCUGGGGUCAAAGCAGCAAUCAAGGAGAAGUUCCCUGAUAUUACUAAUGUUGUGUUCACUGGCUAGCUUGCCACAAAUGCUAGAUUACACAAUAUAGAUGGAUUCCUGCUGAGGAUAUCAAUGUCACAAUGGACAUACGGUCGGUGAUGC